AUGCCAAACGUGCAGCCUUUCAAUACCAAUACCAACUCCUUCGAGGGUUCUAUUGAUUGGAAUGACCCUGCGCUAUAUCAUUCACUCCAGUCUCUUUCGGACCUGCUACAUGGCCACCCUGACAUGCAAGACACACUCAGGCUCUUGCCUGCAGUACCUCAAAAUGAUGCACAAAUACCUCGAAAUGACGUGCCAGACACACCUAGCAUGUGCACUAACUGGGACAUGCUCUUGCCUGCAGUACCUCAAAACAACGUGUCAAACACGGUCCCUAGCACAGGCACAUCACCCCACACUAACUGGGAUAUGUUGUAUACCACAGAGAUCAGUGCUGAUGCCAACAACUCCUCCUGGGCUGCAAGAAAUUCAAACUGUCCUAUGCUGACCCCCCGCGCUCCGCUGAAUGCAGCUCAGAAGGCUCAAGCGAAGGCAUGGAAAGCUUCCUGCAAGCUUUCUGCUGAACAGCGGAGGGAGGCUGAAGAUGCCCUAACUACUGCAAUUCAAUGGCUCCUUGCAGAUGAAAACAAGAAGAUCAGCACCCUUGCUCUCGAACACGGCAAACAUUACAAAGCAAAUCGGAACGUACAACUAGCCAACACCCUUAUACAUGCAAAAGCACAGGAAGUUAAUGCAGACCGACCUCAUGGUGCGAAAUAUUUGCUUGAUGAGAUCCGAGACCUGGUGAAGGAGGAUCAUAGUAUGCACAAUCUGACCCCCAAAGAACAACAGGAAUACAUCAACAAACUCAAUGAGCAUCGUGCUCUUCAAAACAUGAGUAUUCGCGCAACUAACACCGCCGCAGCGCGUGAUGUCCAGUCAACAUUAGACAAUGUCUUCAAGAUGAUAGCCUUGCAGUUCGAACGGGGGUUUAUGUGUGUCUCUUUGCCUCACGUGGACAUAUAUGACACCACCCAGGCAACGUGGUUCGGGACAGAUAAUAUGAUGGACUUCUGGGAGGAUGUCCUCCAAAUGGAGGCCGAUGAAAUCACGCAAAAGCUGGAGCAAUGGGCGUGCAUGUCGGACAUUGACGAGCGUGAGACGGUGCAAAUCAUGCAACGUGUUUGCACUCGUCUGCUUAAUUCUGGGCUAAGAACUAUAAUUAAGAGACAGGAUGUUCGUAUCAACUACACAAACUUCGGCACUGCCAUUAAAGAGAAGCUUGGGAUUGAUCUGAAAGGCUGGCCCGAGGGCAUUCCAUUCCAAUCCCCCACCAGCCUCAAUGAUCACAACGCCCUUCUGAAGCUCCACAAUGCGCUUAAAGAUGGCUCUUGCCAUUGGUUCCACAUGUCCCCGCGUCAAAGGGAGGAAUAUAGUACUCAACUAGCCAUGCGCCGCAAGAGAGGAGAGACCAUUGGUAAGCCCCGCAAGAAGCGCUCUGAUGCUGGGGUAGCACAAAAAUGCAAUGGAAUGGAGAACGGACGCCCGAGAAAGCGUGCACAAGGGUCUGGGUUGUCUGUACAGCCUCCAAAGAGUGCAGAGUUUGUGGUCACAUCUGACGAGGAGGACAUCAGCGAGGAUGAAGCUUAG
This is a messenger RNA of Suillus discolor, 1527 nucleotides long. RefSeq lists its product as uncharacterized. Lineage: Eukaryota; Fungi; Basidiomycota; Agaricomycetes; Boletales; Suillaceae. The record is from RefSeq and is a predicted model, not a curated record. The transcript is spliced from 8 exons. Bases 1 to 1527 code for a protein of 508 amino acids.